AUGCCCGGCGAUAGCGUCGUCAAUGUCGAUGAGGAUGCGCGCGACGCAGGGCUGCGGCCUGAGAGCGCCGUGCGUCCUUUGGAAGGUGAAGACGGGCACAACCCGGUGACCAGUACGGCCACUGCGCAUCGCAAAAGUCCGCCACACAGCGGAGAUGCAGUCGCGACGACGGACAAGAAGGGAGCCAAGAGCUGGUUCUCCAUUCCGACUCCGCUGAAACGAGUGUUUGAUCAGUUUCCUCUGAUCGUCUACGCCGAGAACGCGCUGCCAAUCAGGGCACGAAGGAAGGGCGCGUCGAACGUGUUUUACAUCUUUACCACCGAGGAAGAUGCUCGGUUUGCCAGAGCGAGUUUCAAUCCGUCUUGUUUGAAAUGGCAGACCUAUCUCAGAAUCGCUGGAAUUCCCUUCGAUACAAGGCCUUCGAACAACCACGCCAGUCCUUCCGGAGCUCUUCCAUUCCUUCUUCCAUUCCCAAGCAAAUCUGCGCGGUCAGAUGAUGUCACUCAGUCGCUCGAAGUCAUCUCCGGACAGAAGAUCAAGAGAUGGGCGAAAGAACAAUCGGCGUCUAAUGAAGUACACGAACCAAGUGACAUCCGAUAUGAAGCAUUCGCCUCACUACUUGACCACCGGAUACGCAAAGCCUGGCUUCUUCAACUUUACCUCAACCCGGCCAAUGUAUCGGUGGUGAAACGCCUUUACACCGAGCCGUGCUCCUCCAACCCGGUGGUGCAAAUGACCAUCGCUGCUCAACUACACGCAGCUGCGGAGACGGAGAUCAUCAAAGCCUCUGCAAGGUCAAGUAGUGCAAUCAAAAUCGAGGAGGGGGAUAUUAUGCGCGAUGCCGAUCAGGCAUUUGCUGCGUUGUCUGCACUACUCGGUGAUGAUCGAUGGUUCUUUUCAACGUCGAAUGCGGAAAAGGAUAAUGAUAUAUCAAUCGUUGGCCCUGGGUUGUUUGAUGCAAGUGUCUUUGCUUAUACCCACCUGGUCUUGGACUCGGACGAAACCGCUCAGACGCCGUUGAUGGACUGGAAGGAGAAUCCACUGAAGGAGCUGCUGCACAAAUACGGCAAUCUCGUGUCGCAUCGAGAUAGAGUGGUUGAAUUGUACUUUUAA
Messenger RNA from Neohortaea acidophila, 1113 nucleotides. RefSeq lists its product as uncharacterized. Gene Ontology annotation, cellular component: SAM complex. The record is from RefSeq and is a predicted model, not a curated record. Gene Ontology annotation, biological process: mitochondrion organization. Lineage: Eukaryota; Fungi; Ascomycota; Dothideomycetes; Mycosphaerellales; Teratosphaeriaceae. The transcript is spliced from 3 exons. The coding region runs from base 1 to 1113 and encodes 370 amino acids.